AUGUAUACUGGUAACCAGGGCGCACGCGGUGCACACAAAACACACAACACACAAGGUACACAGAGUACACGUCCAGCAGGUCUACCACCACCUACAUACGGCAUACCACAGCGUGCACCUAAUGGCUGGGCAGCGCCUGUAUCCAAGAACCUUUACGCCCGCCCGCCACAACCAUUGGCAUCACGUGUAGCAGUCCACCAGGUAUCGCCACCCCCACUAGCAAGUGUUUCCUUGCCCCCAGUCACGCCGCUCCCGCGAGAAGAUACGCCGUCAUCCUCAGACACGACGACGGCGACGACUUCCAGCGAGGCGAACAAACACCUCAACGAGCUCAUUUCAGGCGUGACUGCUGAUUACGACGAUGUUGAUCUCCCAUCCACCGCAACUAUCCCUGGAAUGCCCGACAUCACCCUUCUCCAGCACCAGAUAGCCGGUGUAGCUUGGAUGCGCGACCGCGAGAGUGGCGUAUCUAAUAAGCAUGGCGGUAUUCUAGCUGAUGAUAUGGGACUUGGGAAAACUGUCCAGACUCUCGCACUCAUCCUCUCCAAUAGCUCUGAUAAGCAAGUUGUACGUGAGUGGUCCAAAACUACCCUCAUCGUAGCACCUCUAGCUGUGGUGGCGCAGUGGGAGACGGAGGCCAAAAGUAAGUGCGACGGCGUGCGCGUACUCACACACCACGGCGCAGCACGCACGCGCGACGCUGCUGCCUUUGCCAAUUACGAUGUCGUCGUAACGAGCUACCAGACGGUGUCAUCUGAGCACCGCGUGUACGAGAGUGAGGAGCCAGGUGGCAGCAAAAGUAAGAGCAGUAGCGGUACCAAAAGCAAAACGGGUAAAACUGGCAAGCAGAAGAAGCCUCUUUGCGCCCUUUUUGAGGGCAAUUUCCAACGCGUUGUGCUCGACGAAGCACAGAACAUCAAGAACCGGACGAGUAAGACGAGCAUAGCAUGUGCGGGGCUAUCUGCAUGCUACAGAUGGUGUCUGACGGGUACGCCCAUCCAGAACAACGUCGACGAGCUCUAUGCGUUGCUACGUUUCCUGCGCAUAGAGCCUUUUCGUCAUUAUGACGAGUUCAAGACGCGCAUUAGCACGCCUAUGAAAAGUGGCCGUGUCAAAGUGGCGAUAGCGCGUUUACAGCUGAUUCUCAAAUUGGUUAUGCUGCGACGUACAAAGAACACCUUGAAUGAGGACGGAUCGGCGCUUAUCACACUACCCCCGAAGCAUGUUACGGAUGUUGCGUGCUUGUUCGAUGAGGAGGAGCGCAGAUUCUACGAUAACGUUCACGAUCGCGCUCAGCAAACUAUCAGCAAGUUCGUGACAGAGGGCGCUAUUAAUAGCAGGUACACUAGCGUCUUAACUCUGUUGCUCCGUUUGAGACAGGCUUGCUGUCAUCCACAUCUCGUCACGCGCGCUUACAGCAAGGAUGACUUUGUCGCUAACGAACCGGCUAUGCGGUCACAACAGCCAGGUAAAGUGGAGGAAGAGGAGGAUGAGAAAGAGGCGGAUGAGCUCGCGGAUCUUUUCACUGGGUUAGGUGUAGGUGAGAAGAAGCAUGUCGAUGAGGAUCUACAGAUCGACAAGGGAAAAGCGAAGGUAGUAGGGAGUAGUGGAGUUGAUAAGUCGGGUGAUGCGACGGGGUUGGUGGAGAGUGCAAAGAUUAGAGCUAUUAUGCGUAUUUUGGAAGAGGUGCAUAGCGCUACUGAUGUUGCUGCAGCUUCUACUAGCACUGCUAUUAAACCAAACACCAAAGGGCGAUCACAACAGAAGACACAGACACAGACAGAUUCGUACACUCCACACACCCCUCAAACGCGCCUCGAUCCGGCUGGCCUCCCGUCUAAAGCUAUAGAUAUCAGUAGCAGCGAAAAUGACGAUCUUGACACAAUUAUCAAGCGUACAGCGUCGAUGGACAUAAAAAAGGCGGAUGACGAUGACAGAAAGCGCGUUGAGAAGAACGAGAAAAGCGAGAAGAGUAAAAGCAAGAAAUCAAUCCUGAAGAAAAAGAGUCAGCAGAUUGUGCUCAGUGAAAGUGAUGACGAUCGGGAGCAGGAAAGGAAGGAAGCGAAAUUGAGAAAGGACACUGAAAAGAAGGACAACAAGAGCGGUCAUAAGGAUCAAAAGAAUCACAAGAAUCACAAGGACAAAAAUAGCAGCCACAAAAUCACGAAUACCCCAGAGAAAACCAUCAUAUUCUCACAAUUCGUCACAUUCCUCGAUAUCAUUGAAAGCUUCGUCAAAGCAGCUGGCUACAAGUACGUAAGAUACGAUGGAUCUAUGAAUCCAAUCGAACGCGAGGCUGUGCUUAAUCAGAUAAAGUCGGAUGAUAAGACAACAGUCAUACUGAUAUCCUUCAAAGCCGGAUCGACAGGGCUUAAUCUGAAUAUAUGUUCGCGCGUCAUUUUGUCUGACAUGUGGUGGAAUCCUGCGCUCGAAGACCAAGCUUUCGACAGAGCCCACCGUCUCGGACAGAAACGCGAAGUGCAUAUAUACAAAUUAACGGUGGUGCAGACUGUAGAAGAUCGUAUACUCGAGCUUCAAAAGAAAAAGCGCGAACUGGCCGAGGCAGCACUCAGCGGCAAGGCGGUGUCUAACAAGCUUGGAUUGAAUGAGAUGCUCGAUCUGUUCAAGCGUGAUGACCAGCAUGAUGAAGAGGAGUGA
This is a messenger RNA of Wallemia ichthyophaga EXF-994, 2658 nucleotides long. RefSeq lists its product as uncharacterized. Lineage: Eukaryota; Fungi; Basidiomycota; Wallemiomycetes; Wallemiales; Wallemiaceae. The record is from RefSeq and is a predicted model, not a curated record. Bases 1 to 2658 code for a protein of 885 amino acids. Gene Ontology annotation, molecular function: ATP-dependent chromatin remodeler activity; ATP binding. The transcript is spliced from 3 exons. Gene Ontology annotation, cellular component: cytoplasm.